AUGCUGGAACCAGAAGUUAUGUCUGCCGUUCGGUCACAGAUUUCGGAAUCUCGAACCCCAAUGACUUUGGAUGCUGGUCAUCGGAGUGCCGUUUGGAGUGAACAGGACGUGGAAGAGAGAGGAUUUACCGGUUUGACCGAUGGCGAUGUACGGCGUUUGCUUUUGGAAUCAGCAGGCUGCGACCUUUCCGAAUUCGAUCAACUGUGCCCACGCGAAUCGCCAACCCUGAUGGCAUCCAGUUGGAUGGACACAAAACUUGACACAAUGCGAACUCGUAGUCGUCUGUGGGACAGUCCAUUUGAAAAAUCUAUUCCGUGCAUUCAAUCGGCUCCAGAUGAUAUUGAUUUGGAUAAUUUCGAUUUGGAUGAGGAAAAGUUUUAUCUAGAAGACGAGGAACAAAGUGAUGAGGAAGAUAGAAAAGAUGGCAGGACUGAAAACAAUGCAAAACGAGCGCAAGAGUCAGAAUCACAGUUGAAACAGGAAAGCCACCAAUCGGAGCGGUACACCUCGAAUUCGAUUCCUACUGAGACAGAAUUGCGUCACGAUACAGUAGGUAUUGCUCAAUAUCUGCACGCUUGCGAGCAGUCCGGGGAACCCCCGAUUCCGGCCAUCAUUCGACAAUUGCCAAAAGAUACCAUUGAUCUCAGUCACCGAGGUUUGGGGCCUCAAGAGGUUAAACUAUUUUCCACCGGACUCCAGCGAAAUAUAACUGUGACUCAACUGAAUUUGUCUAGCAAUCAAUUGGGUGUGGAUGGAGCUAAAGCUUUGGCAUUUGCUCUGAAGGAGAAUGCAUUUUUGAAAACUUUGGUAAGUUUUUUUUACACUGGUGCUUUAAAACGUACUCUGACACGAUUCCUUUAUUUUUACAACCAGAAAGUACAAAUAUCAGAUAUCUGA
This is a messenger RNA of Echinostoma caproni, 897 nucleotides long. The record is from the annotation of a GenBank genome assembly. Lineage: Eukaryota; Metazoa; Platyhelminthes; Trematoda; Plagiorchiida; Echinostomatidae.